AAUCAAUGCAGCGGUCCUUAUGCAGCAGGAAACUCGAAUGAAUCGAGGAAAAAGUUCAAGCCAAAGUGGACAACAUAUACAAAUUCCUGCUUUUUCUCGCGAAAACUCGAAAUUUUAUUAUUCUCAGCGAAUCAUGAAUACCAUCAAGCAAUGUUGGAGACGUAGAACUACGAGACGAUGAAUUUAUCAGUAGGAAUCAAGAGUUUGUGGAGCGCCAAAGUUACCGAGCGAAUUUGAUAUGUGCGAAAAAUGUCGCUUGAUAGCGUAGAAUUAAACGAACUGUUGGAAUGUUCUGUGUGUCUCGAAAGGCUCGAUCACACGUCUAAAGUACUACCCUGCCAGCACACCUUUUGCAGAAGAUGCUUAAAAGAGAUUCAAGCCGCCAAAAAGGAACUGCGUUGUCCAGAAUGCCGUAUUUUAGUUGACCAAGAGGUUGAUGAGUUACCAUCGAACAUUUUACUUGUGAGAAUACUUGAAGGUUUGAAUCGAAAAAGACCAAAUUCAUCGGAUCAGAGGACAACUAAACCCUGUGCCCGGGUGCUGUAUGACUUUGAACCACGGGAGCAAGGGGACCUGGCCUUAUGCAAAGGGGAUUUUGUCUACCUCCUACGGCAAGUUGAUGAGAACUGGUUUGAAGGGCAAGUGAAUGGCUGCCAGGGGUUUCUACCAUCCAACUAUGUAGAGGUCAUCAGUGCAUUACCAUGCCUUGACGACGAUUACAAUGAUCCUGUUGCAAAGGCUUUGUAUGACUUUGACGGGGGCGAGGAACAAGAUAUUCUACCAUUCAAACAGGGUGAUGUGAUCAGUGUCAUCCGCAAAGUGGAUGAGAACUGGUGUGAAGGAAAGCUGAAUAACAAAUGUGGGAUAUUCCCAAUAAACUUUGUGGAGCUCAACUCUGUUGCCAAGGCAAUCAUAAUAAGUCCUGAAGGUGUGGCAGGACCAUCUGGUGCAUCAGCUGCUAAUGGGCCAAUCGCCAAACCUGCAAGGAAAAGCAAGACAAAGGAAAAAGUUCCCAAGAGGCACACAAUACAUGGUGGUAAUAAUUUGGAGCAGAGUUCUAGCCUCAGCCAAACACCCAAUAGACAUUCUGUUGAGAUUACAACAUCUGAAAGACUGGAGCAAGCUUUUGGUGAUGCUGGUGUAAGCUCAAGAGCUGAUCCUCCUGUCACUACUGCUUUGUUAGGAGAUUUAUCAGAUGCUGUAACAACUUCCAUUAGUAGCAGGACGCAAACGCUUCCCAAUCGUCCUCUACCUCCCCCAAACUCACUUGUGAAUGGCCACACCCAAUCACCAUCAUUUACAUCAAGUGUUGUCACCUCACCCCUGACUGUGAACCUAUGCAGACCUCUUGUAACCAUAGCUACUAGCUGUCCUCCAGUCACAACCACUGCUCAAGCUGCAGCUCCGCGCCCAAACUCAGCUGAGAUUGGCAAAGAACUAUAUACUGCCCUGUACAACUACAAGCCACAAAAGGAAGAUGAAUUAGAGUUAAAACAAGGAGAGUGCUACUAUGUGCUGGAAAAAUGCAAAGAUGGCUGGUUCAAGGGGGUUUCACUACACUCUCAGAAACGAGGGGUUUUCCCUGGCAAUUAUGUCCGACUAACAAGUAUACAUAGCCUCCUGACAAGCUCCCGUAGCUCUACCCGUGCCACUCAGCAAGCACCUACCCCAUCCCCCCGUCAGAUCCCUCGCCCUUUGGUGCAAAACCCCGUACAGACACGCCCCAGGUACCACCGCUCAGAGUCGACACCAACCUUCCUUGUACAAAGGACAGUGCCAACGCCAACUGAGAACCACUUUGUAGUAACGAGAACAACUAAUAAUGGGAUGGAUGAGGCCGAUCAGCCCUUUGUACCACUCAUUCCUCCUCCACCUGUCCCCAAAACGGGAAGUUUUUGGAAGAAAUUGAAAAACAAAAAGAAGGAUAGGACGUCAGAUCCCCCCGCCCCCCCGCCACCAUACAGACGGGCGGUUCCAAGCGGCCACAUGCAACUUAGCAUGCCGUUGAACAACCAUAUGACGCCAGUCACCCCGCCUCCUCCCUACACAGUACAGCCCAGGCCUACAACCCGACUACAUGCUGCACAGGUUGCAAGGGAGGGCCGCCCGCACAGCAGGCAGGAAAACGUCCCAAUCUCAGAAAGGUACCGCGUCAUCAUGCCCUACCCGCCGCAGAGCGAGGCGGAGCUUGAGUUACGAGUUGGUGAUAUUGUCUUCGUGAGUAAAAAGAGGCAAGAUGGCUGGUACAAGGGAACACUGGAACGUAACGGAAAGACUGGUCUCUUCCCAGGCGUAUUCUCAGAGAAAUUCUAAAAAAAAGAAUUCAUCCAUGCAAAACCGUCUUCAGAAAAUGGACGUCCGUGGAGAUUAUGGAAAUCAAUGAAAACCACUGUGUCAUGUACUCCGAAGAUGAUGCCUGUGGCGUCUUUUUGCCGAGGGGUAUCUCGACAGACUGGUAACUGGAAACACCGAUGCAGCGUGCAACGAAAUGGAUGCCUGUGGCGUCUUUUUACCGAGGGAUUUCUCGACGGGCUGGAAACCGAGGCUCUGGUGCUUUUACAUGGAAUUCGUGUAAUUUAUACAAAGCUAUAAAGGAAACCGACAAAUCAAGAGACGUUUAGCGUUGGGUACCCUGUGGUGUAACCGAGCAAAAACAGAAAUGUAUUUGAAAGUUGUGUUUUCCUGGUGACGACACUGCCCAUAGUUGAGAUUUCUGCCUGAGGGGAGUGUUGCUCGCAGAGAUUGAUGGGAAGGGCCGGUAAACAAAAUGAAAUAGAAAGCCAUAUAAUUCACACAACAAUAUAUGUAAGAUGGUCAUUACGGUACGGAAGCCAAAGAUAUGGACAGUCAUAACGUAUUCGCUUCGCUCCAGACCUUUAUACAGAAUGCCACGAAAGUAUGUGAAUACCUUAACACUUUCUUAAUUUUUCCCGUACGCGGGUGCACGUUUUUUGUAAAACGAUUUUGACGUUUCGAUGAAUUUUGUUAUCAAGGAGCCAUCGUGCAUUGCACGCUGAUCUUAGUAUUUGCCCUCCCUUACGUUUUCAGAGAAAUCUUAUAUGACACGAACGGUGAUUGUUGUGUCAAAGACAGAAAGUCGACGCAUUGCCUACCAAUUCUAUAAUAGCAAUAUAAAAAUAUCGCCUCUGCCCGCCUUAAUACAUUUUCACAGAUUGCUAUUUUGUACUUUUGUAAGUAACAUAUUUUACUGAGACGAGUUUUCUAUAUCAUUAGCCAGAUGAAUAUUCUAGAGAGGCGUAUUUGUUAAAACUAUAUCAACGGUAAUUGAAAUUUUAGGUAGGAAUUAUAUAAAAGAUAAUCUUGAAUUUGCCGGCAAUAGCACGCCAAAGUAAUUUGUAAAUAUCACAUGAGCUAUGCAAGUGGAAAUAAAUAGUUACUAUUGCA
Messenger RNA from Nematostella vectensis (starlet sea anemone), 3405 nucleotides. RefSeq names its product E3 ubiquitin-protein ligase SH3RF1. The transcript has 13 exons. Bases 250 to 2313 code for a protein of 687 amino acids. Gene Ontology annotation, biological process: protein ubiquitination; positive regulation of JNK cascade; positive regulation of proteasomal ubiquitin-dependent protein catabolic process. Lineage: Eukaryota; Metazoa; Cnidaria; Anthozoa; Actiniaria; Edwardsiidae. Gene Ontology annotation, molecular function: ubiquitin protein ligase activity; protein binding. The record is from RefSeq and is a predicted model, not a curated record.